Molecule: messenger RNA, 3161 nt
Organism: Diorhabda sublineata
Lineage: Eukaryota; Metazoa; Arthropoda; Insecta; Coleoptera; Chrysomelidae
Product: titin-like
Exons: 6
Coding region: 74-2077 (667 amino acids)
Source: RefSeq, a predicted model, not a curated record
UAACACUUAUUAAUUAUUCAGUUCGCUUCUGCAUUUCAUAACGUCAAACAGGCACAUCGAUCUUGGUUCAAAAAUGUUCAAACCUAAAGUUAUAUUGUUUUUUCUGUUAGUUACUCUCAGAUUGAGUAAUGGACAAAAUUUCCUUGGAGACUCCAUAGAAUUUAAUGCGCCUGAAAACUAUGAUGACUGGGAAGCCGAAAAUAUAUACAAUGAUAUAUGGGAUGAAGAGGAUCAGAUAUUUUCUGAACAAAAGUCAACUCAAAAUAUGCUCCAAAUGAUAUGUACGGAUUACGAUUUAAUAUACAUUGGUAAAUUGAUCGAUUGUGAAAAUAUCAAAAUUAAACACAAAAAAUUGGAUUUCACAAAGAAUCAUCAAAUCGGUAAAAGAGAAGUUAGUGAAGAUAAUCUGGAAGAAGGUUCCGGAGAUGACGCAGGUUUAGAAGACGAAGAAGACAUAGCGGAAAACGACAAUUUACCUUCUAAAACCCAAUUACUUUCGUUAGAACCAAGUGUGGAAACAAAACCAGAAGAGCUUCAAAAAUUAGAUGCUAAAUCAGAACAGGAACCACAAGAUGUAGAGUCUUUAGAUGAUAAGGAACCGAAUCUCGAUAAAGAUGAUUUACAAACGGUUAAUGCUGUCGAAAACGCAAAAGCAACCCAAGACGCUCAGUCAUUGAUUACACCAGCUCAAGAAAACAAUGACUCUGUUGAUUUAGAACAAAUAGUACCAAAAUCUGAACAAGAAAAAGAUGAUAGCAAAAAAUCAUUUAAAACUCAAUCAUUGAUCGUUCCAGAAAAAGCAGAAUCAGCUCCUGAUAUGCCUGAAGAAGACGAAAAAAUAGAAUCCCCGGAAGUGAAAUCCCCAAAUUUACAGCCACCACAAGAAGAAAAAGUAGAAGAUACACAAAACGUUGAAGCAGAAAAACUCGAACCAAGCCAAGACGAAUCACCUAAAGUUGAGCAAAAUGAGAACGUACAACCAAUUCAAGAACCUAAAUCAGUCGAUUCCUCAGUUGCCGAUGCUCAAGAGAAUAUUAGUUCUGUUUCCUCAGAUAAUAUUGAACCGAAAGGCGUAGAAUCAACCACAGCAAAUGGAAAACAAGAGGAAACAAUAGAAAAAUCGGAAAAAGAAAUUAAUAAUAAUAAAUCAUCAUUUGAAACUCAAUCUUUAAAAAUUCCAGAAACACCAGAAGCAAGUACAAAACUAGGGGAAACAUUCCCUGAAGAGAAAUCACAAAAUGUAGAACCUCUACAAGAAGAAAAAAUCGAAGAAACUCAAGACGUUGAACCUUCAGAAAAACCAGGACUAACCCAAGAAGAUUUACCUAAAGUUGAACCGAUUGAUAACUUACAACCAAUUCAAGAAGCUAAAUCAGUCGGACCUUUGGAUGCUGAUGCUCAAGAAAACAAUAAAUCAUCGUUUGAAACUCAAUCACUGAAUAUUCUGGAAAUUCCAGAAUCCGUUUCAAAGGAUACGCAUAAACCUGAAGAAACUAAGGAAGCAGCACCAACUCCUAAACCUGAAGAAGCGAAAACCGAAGGAGCAAAAGAAGAAAAACCUAAAACGCAGGAAGUGACAAAUCCUCAAGAGCCAAUUGUGAAAACAUCUAUCAAAGAUGAUAAAUCUAAAUCAAGUGAAACAGCAGUAAAAGUUGAAGAAAGUGAGAAUAAAAAAGAAGGUCAAGAAGAGAUUAACCCGCUUCAAAGUGGAAUUGCGAUUUUUAAAACUAACGCUAACAUGGAAGAUACAGAUAAGCAGUUGGCAAAAAGUAAAUCCAACGAAAGCAUUAAGUCUACAGCAACUGAUGCAGAAGAACCAAAAUCUGGAGCAAGUGAAACCCAAGAGACAAGUAAAAAGAAUAAUACUUUGCUGUUUGUAAUAUUUGGAGCAGUUUUAGUAGUAGGUGCAGCAGCUUUUGGUUAUAAUUUUUAUAAGAAAAGAAGCAACAGAGCUGUGGCAGUUAGUACCACGGAAAAUGGUACUUCGAGAACGGAUCCUGAGGAAGGUCGCGAGAUGAAACCUUUAAUGAAAUCACCCGAAGAGAAUAAUUCUGUUGAAUAUAAAGAUGAAAAAUGAUGUUAAACUAAAGAUUACGAGUGAACUUAGAUUUUUUGACAUUUUAAGUUGUGAGUUUUCACAUACAUUUUACCAUAGACUGUUUUUAUACAUAAUUUCUAGAUAGCUUAUUAAAAAGUGCAGAAGGUUUUAUUAGAAUUUUUUUGUUUACUUCAAAAAUACUUUGAGGACUUGCGUUAUUAGAAUGAUAAUUACCCCUGGACAAAAUUAACAUUAAAUAAUGAGUUGUCAUCGAGUGUAUUUACUUCUAGUUUCAUAUAAAUCAUUUCCCUUUUUUCUGGAAAUGGAAACAGUAAGUUUAGAAAAUGAAACACCAGUUUUAAACGAAAUAAUUUAGUCGCCAAUUGUAUUUUCUUCUAUUUCCUCGACAUAAGUUGUUAUUAUUCUUUUUCUUACUUUAUAGCAGAGCUGUGAUUCAAGUCAUUGUUAACAACAAGUGUUUAGAGUUGCUCUAAAUUCUUGUUUUUAAUGUUUGAAAUAAAUCUCAAGUGAAUUAAGAGAAAUACACUUUUAAGUUGAUUGAUAAGAUGAUUCAUCUUAUCUAAUUUAUUUCUACUUCACGUCACUGAUACUCAUCCUUUUCGGUAAUUCCAUUUUUAAAAUUUUCAGUAGAAUUACAACACUAAUAUUUUUUGUCAUAUCUAUUUCUCAAAAUAUAUUAAAAAAAAUGAGAAUUUACCACUUGAAAAUAUGUUAGUCAUAAAUUUUUUAUAUGUUAAUUUUGAUCAGAUUAGGAAAACAUGAAAAUAUUUCUAAUAAGUGUAAUUUAUUUAAUUAUUUUUUAUGAACAAAAAAAGAUUAAAGUUCAGAUACAUUCCUUUAUUGUUUUUUUAAUUAUUUACAUUAUAUUAGGUGUACGAAAUAAGGUUAGUUCUUAUUUCCUGUCACUUGUCUUUUAUCUAUACAAGUUGCAGGCAUUUUUAAUAUUUAAUAGAUUGCAUUGGAGGAGGAGGUAAGUGGACAUGAAUUUUGGAUGAUUUUGACGUCACGAAAUAACAAAAAAAUACAUUGUUCUUACAGUGAACUGACCUUAACGUUCAGCAAACAUAUAUAAACCUAAAGAAAGCAUUUAAUAUGGAACUAG